Molecule: messenger RNA, 411 nt
Organism: Cylicostephanus goldi
Lineage: Eukaryota; Metazoa; Nematoda; Chromadorea; Rhabditida; Strongylidae
Source: the annotation of a GenBank genome assembly
AUGGGUGGUCAAUAUGGAAUUCUAUGGGCCACACGAUAUGACGCUUGGAGAGUUUCUCACGAAGGAGCUGACAGUCCGGUUUCUAAGCUACCAUGCAAUCAUUGUUUCUUCCAUGAGCAUACCCAUUUCUACUCUCUUGGAAACUACGUAGCAUCCUUCAAAGUCACACCGGUUCGACCUUAUAGUGUGGAGUUUUCUCCAGUACAGUGCCGCAUAGUUCCGAACCAGUACACAAAGCAGGCUCUUCUAGAUGGGGUUACCAGAAUGGCUGCUCUAGCUGAUGAUAUCAUCCGCACAGCGGAGGAUCGGCUUGGUAUUUUCAUCCAACAUGAACAUUACAGUCAGUAUGCGGGCACGUUUCACACAGUUCUGCGACAAGUGGUGGACAAGUGCACGGCUUUGGUUGGGUAA